Messenger RNA from Onthophagus taurus, 1643 nucleotides. Lineage: Eukaryota; Metazoa; Arthropoda; Insecta; Coleoptera; Scarabaeidae. The record is from RefSeq and is a predicted model, not a curated record.
ACAUAAUAUGCAUAAUAUACAUAACCUCACUUUUUCAAAACACAUGUCAAUACUCGAUUUGUAUUGCGGCGAUUUCUAUUCAUUUCGAAGUUGUUUAGUUAAUUUCCUUUAAAAUGGGCUUAACGAAACAAUAUCUCCGUUACGUACCAGCUGGAAAUUUUAAUAUAAUCGCCAGUCCUAAUUGUAACGUUGCUUUUGUCACGUUAGAAGGCCAAGUAGGAAGAUUUGUAGCUGUUGGGGCUUGUGAACAUGUAAUUAUAUGGGAUUUACGAUUAGGCGAAAAGGCUUUGGUUUUAGUUGGAGAAAAAGCUGCUGUUACUUACUUAUGUCCCAGUCCAAAUAAAAGAACUUUGGCUGUUGGUUAUUCAGAUGGAAAUAUUCAAGUUUACGAUUUAAAAAGCGGGGAUGUUUUGCAUAUAUUUUCAGGACAUAGAACGGAAAUUACUUGUUUAGCUUUUGAUAAUUUUGGAAAUAAAUUAGCUUCAGGUUCUAAGGAUACAGAUGUAAUCGUUUGGGAUACAGUAGCUGAAGUAGGAAUAUGUAGAUUAAAUGGGCAUAAAGGCCCGAUCACUCAAUUAACAUUUAUGUCCCAACAACCUGUUUUAAUAUCAAGUUCUAAAGAUACUUACAUCAAAUUUUGGGAUUUAGACACUCAACAUUGUUUUAGAACUUUAGUUGGACACAAAACUGAGGUAUGGACUAUAUCAUUGGUAAAAGACGACAAAUAUUUAGUCACCGGUUGUGGUGAUGCUGAAUUAAGAGUUUGGAAAAUUUCCCAAAGAGAUCCCGAUGGUGAAAAUAAACUUCCACUUGAUCAGUUGGCAUUAAACAUGGAGAUUACAUCUUUAGAGGACAUAGAUGACCCAACUUAUCCAUUGCAAUGCCAUAAAGUUGGUUCCUUAUUAAGAAGUGGUAAAGGUCGAGUUGUUUCAAUGUUUUGUGAUGACUCCCAACAAAUAUUAGGAUGUCAUGGAACUGAUUCUCAAGUAGAACUCUUCAAUUUUUGCUCUGAUGAUGAAGCUAAUGUAAGAUUAAAAAAACGACUAAAGAAAGAAAGAAAAAAGCAAAAACAAGAAGAAACCGUUCAAAAAAUUGAUGAGGAAGAAGUUGAACAAAAAAUUGAAGGGGAACUAAGCCUCAAAGACGAAGUUAAACGAUUAACACCCAUAAAAUUAUCGAGUAAACCAAAAUCGUUUCAUUUAGUUUUGGGAAAUGGCGGCGAAUUACGUUUGGCUGUAACUUUGCAUAAUAAUACAGUUGAAAUGCACAAUUCUCAGCUGUUAGAAAAAAAUGCUGAGCCGAAAUGUUUGCGCUCAAUUGCCCAACAAGGUCACCAUAGUGAAGUUAGAGCUGUUAGUUUUAGCUCUGAUAAUUUGGGGAUUGUUACUGGAGGCGCAGAUUCGAUUAAAUUAUGGAACAGGGCAUCACAGGCUUGUUUGAGAACCGUCGAAACGGGUUAUGUGCUUUCUUUGAGUUUUGUACCCGGAAAUCGUCACGUUUUGGUUGGUUUGAAAGAUGGAAGGUUGUUAAUUAUUGAUAUAGCAGCUGGAGAUGUUCUAGAAGAGAUUCCUGCUCAUAAUACGGAGUUGUGGUCAAUUUGUCUUCAACCUGAUAUGAGAGGAUGUGUAACUGGAGGUGGUGAU